AGGAUUUGCCAGGGGGUGAGGCACUUCACUUCCAGAUUUGGUGAACUCUGUCUGCUGACGGCCGGAAGAGCCACAAGGCCAUAAAAGAUCGUCCAAAAGCCGGUGAGAUUUAAUUGUUUAGGAGCAAGACCGGGUGACUCCCCUCUGGAAUGUGAUCAGACCAAGCUCAUUUCUGAUCAGGGUGGAGUCAGAAGAAUGGCGAGUCAAUGGCGCAGACACCCAGGGAGCCAUGCAGGAGUUAUUCUUAGCAACCAACCACAACCACAGCCCUGUUCCCGUAAUGAACACAUUACUCAAUUGAACUGCAGUCUCUUCUCCAGAGGAGGAAUGAGGAAGAAGAAAAGGAUUUCAGGAGGAGGAACCUGAGAUGUCACGUCAAACUCAGCCACUAUAAAGAAACAGACACCUCUGACAUCUGACACUCAAGCUGGAUGAUACACACACCAUUAGAGGACCCAAGCUUCAACUUGACUACAAAGAUGAAUCACUUUCUGUGUGUGCUGGCUGCGGGUCUUUACCUGUACAUGCAAUGUCACGUAAAUGCAGAAUCUCGUUUGAGCAGGAGUGUUAUUGAGAAAGCUGUGGUUGCGGCCAAGGCCACUGUGGACAAUACUUAUCUGACCUCCCGAAAAGAGAGCAUCGCACGUGUGAGGAGGAAUACAGCAAAUCCUUCGGACAUACUGCGGUUGCUGAAGCAGCCUGCUGGGCUGACCCGCAAUGCUGUGCGGGCUGCAGACUAUAUGGACAUCACUGUGUCACUGCUCAAGGGAUCUCUGCAAAGACGCCAAAAACGCUCCAUCAACACCACAGAUCUGAUCUCUGAAGAGGAUCUGCAGGUCAUUGCUAAACUGACAGGCUGCUCUCCCCGGGAUCGUGCCCCUUCCUGCAGCACCACUCCAAACUUAGACAAGUUUCGCACUGCGAGCAAUGUCUGCAACAACAGAAAACACCCUCGCUGGGGGUCUGCUAACACACCUUUCACCCGCUGGCUUCCUGCUGAGUACCAGGAUAAUAUCUCUCUGCCCAAAGGAUGGGACCCUAAGCAGAAGAUCAACAAUCAUUUGCUGCCAUUGGUGAGGGACGUGUCCAACCGUAUUAUUAGCACAGCUAAUGCUGAUGUGGAGAGUGACCCAUUGUACACUUUCAUGGUGACAAUGUACGGCCAAUGGAUCGACCACGACCUGACCUUCACUCCUCAUUCUCCUGCCAUCAGCUCAUUCAGUAAUGGUAUCAACUGUGACAAGAGCUGCGAACGCACAGAACCCUGUUUCCCCAUCAAGAUCCCCAGUGGAGACCAACGCUUCGUCAAUCACUCAGAAGAAUGCAUGCCCUUCUUCCGCUCAGCAGCCGGUUGUGGUUCUGGCAACACAGGUCACCUCUUCGGUGCCAGCAAUGUUCGUCAGCAAAUGAACGCUAUCACAGCUGUCAUUGACGUGGGCCAGGUGUACGGUUCAGAUCAUACCAAAGCUCGCUUCCUCCGUAACCUUUCCAAAAAGAGCGGCCUUUUAAGGGUCAACACAAAGUACAAAGACAAUGGCCGCGAGCUCCUGCCGUUCUUCGUCACAGGUGCCAACAUCUGCGCGACACGAGCCCGCAUUACUCAAAACGUCAAUGCUGAGGAGGUGCCCUGCUUUGUGGCUGGCGAUGAACGCACCAAUGAGAACAUCGCUCUGACCUCUCUGCACACACUGUUCAUGCGUGAGCACAACCGUCUGGUACGUGCCCUGGCAAAACCCAACCCUCACUGGGACGGAGAGAGACUCUACCAGGAGGCCCGCAAGAUCAUGGGAGCAUACUUUCAGGUUCUCACCUACAGAGACUACUUGCUCCACAUUGUCGGUCCAGACUUAAUUGCGAAGCAGCUGUCCACCUACCCUGGUUAUGAUGAACAAGUGGACCCCAGCAUCUCCAAUGUGUUUGCCACAGCUGCCUACAGAUUUGCUCACCUGAUGAUUCAGCCAUUUAUUUACCGUUUUGAUGAGAAAUACCAGGAGCACCGUGAUUAUCCCAGCCCGCUACUGCACAAAGCCUUCUUCACACCAUGGAGGCUGAUCUUUGAAGGUGGUUUGGACCCAAUCCUGCGGGGGCUAAUAGGCCACCAGGCCAAGCUGUCUUCACAGAAACACAUGAUGCCUGAGGAGCUCAGGAACAAGUUGUUCAAGUUCUCCAGUGAUUUGGCGCUUGAUCUGGCCGCUCUUAAUUUGCAGAGAGGCAGAGACCAUGGACUCCCAGGAUACAACAAAUGGCGCAAGCACUGCGGGCUCUCGCAACCCAAAAAUCUGACAGAGCUGGCAAGUGUUUUGAACAACACAGAUAUGGCCAAGAAACUUCUGGAUCUCUAUCACACACCUGACAACAUCGACGUGUGGAUGGGAGGAGUGGCUGAGCCGUUUGUCCGUGGUGGUAGAGUGGGACCCCUCUUUGCCUGCCUAAUUGCCACUCAGUUCCAGAAGAUCCGCCAGGGAGACCGACUUUGGUGGGAGAACAACGGAGUCUUCACUGACGCUCAGAGGGCGUCCCUGAGGGAAACAUCACUUGCCCGCAUCAUCUGUGACAACACUGGUAUCACUGAGGUACCUAAAAGACCCUUCCAGUACCGACCUCGUGGGUCAGGAUACACUCAGUGUAAGGACAUCCCUGCCUUUGACCUCAGCCCAUGGAAUGAGGAUGGAGUCCCAGCCACCCCGAAACCCACUAAACACCCUCACAUUGACAACAAAGUUGCCUUCUCUGUGCGACUGGGCAACAAUUUUCCUGAAGCUGGCAUGCCAAUUUCAUUUCAUGAGGUAAUCUACAAUGGACAGAAUAGCUAUGAUGUAUCGACAGGGUAUUUCACCUGUGCGCAACCAGGUGUCUAUGAGUUCCAGUUCCACUGCACAAUCUUCCAGAAAGCUGCGAGCGUGGAUCUGAUUCAUAACGGAAAACUGAUUGUGCACUCAUUCACCACCCGGCAUAGCGGCUACAUCACAGCAAGUGGCAACGCGUAUAUUAAGCUUCAGAAGGGAGACAAGGUCUGUCUGUUGGCCAACCAUGAUGGCAAUGGUCUGACCAGUGACAGCUUCUUUUCAGGGCAUCUGCUGUUCACCGAGUCAGAGACUGCUGACACAACUGCUUCUCCUUGACAUCCUCAAAAGACUGCACCUUCGAGUGUAGUAGAGCAACGCUGAGUUUGUUGAAGUCGCAAAUUUCUGUUCGGAACUUUGUUGACAGAAAGCAAAGUGUCUAAAAAAGCUUAAGUUUAAGACAGUUUAAAAGCUUUAUAUGGAAUGGUCAAAUGUAAAAAAAAAAGAGGUCAGUAGUUAUCACACAUUUGUUUAUGUGUGAUAACUACUUUGUUUAUUUGUCUGUGGAAAAAUGUGAAAAAAGACAGGACAUUAUCUGACUUGAUAUGUGUUACAUCUGAAAAGUGAAUCUAAUAAGUUAAUUAAGCUAAAACUGCAAAAGGCUGUAUUUUUUGCUGAUCUUUCGGGGCACUCUUUUAUUUCUUCCAAAAGUAAGUGUAUGACUUUGAGUCACUUUAUUCCGGACAUUAUUCAUUCUUGUUGUAGAGAUUAACUUCUGCAUCUGAAAGACAAUUAUGAUGAUACAGAACAAAUGGAAGAUCAUGUUUGUAAGCAGGCCCAGCUGACGAUGUCUGUAGGCAGACCAGCAGAUGGCAGUGGCGUACAACUUAACAAGGACAGCAAGGCUGGCACAAGCAUCAUUUAAAGCUGCACUGUAUACAAAUGGUCAAGAAGAACUGUUUUACGGAUUUACUGUAUUUGCCAGCCAGAAAGUGGGUGAAAAGUUUAGCAAAAUGAUAAUGAUAAUGAGUAUAGGUGGAUUUGACCUGCAGUACAUCUGUGUUGCUACAAACUAGGAUAUGAAUUAAUUACAAAAUAAUUAGUAGGAAAUACCAAUUCUGAAGGAACUGCAGUGGGUUUGUUGCCUUUUGUAAAACCUGAAGCUAAACUUUGAUGAUGUCCUGGAUAUGUGUGAAGAGGCAGUUGAAGUUGUUUUAAGAGUUUGAAUGUAUGUAAACUGUAGUGUAAGCACUGUUGAAUAUCAAAUAAAGGUAAUAUUUUGUGCAUGUGUGAAAAA
Hippoglossus stenolepis (Pacific halibut) is the source of this 4080-nucleotide messenger RNA. Its product is annotated as eosinophil peroxidase. The coding region runs from base 432 to 3122 and encodes 896 amino acids. Gene Ontology annotation, molecular function: protein binding; peroxidase activity; heme binding. The record is from RefSeq and is a predicted model, not a curated record. Gene Ontology annotation, biological process: response to oxidative stress. NCBI's taxonomy places the organism in Eukaryota, Metazoa, Chordata, Actinopteri, Pleuronectiformes, Pleuronectidae. The transcript is spliced from 17 exons.